AUACAAAAUUCUAAAUUAUUAUAGUAAUAAUUUUAUUUCAUUUAUUUUAGGACUUAUUAAUUAGAAGCAGAAAUAACGAUACACUGAAAUUCUUGCGGGAAAUGCCAAUACCCCACGGUGACGACUGGCAGGCUUCAUAUCGGCCUGAUCUGUGUUACCCCUGUCUAAGGCUCCUGAAGAUGUCCCAAAUUCCAUCAGACAGUCAGUAAGGUCAAAGUGAAUGGCGGGCGAGGGGAUGGUGGCGGUGGUGCGCGGGCUACGGGACGCCGGACUGGCCGUCACACUGCUCGACGGUAACCGUCAGUACACGCUACUGCCUAAUUCUAUAACGGCGCCAGCGUCUACGCAGCGCCACCCAACGAACGCCAAUGCGUCUACGCAGCCGAUCCCGCGUAUAAUGUCGGAAAGUAGUACUGAGUCGGCGGCGCUCCAUUGCGAUAGAGACGCCCAGGCUGUUGAUGGGAGAUAUACUUCUAUGUAUAAGACAAUGCAUUGCAACGUCCGUCCGACCUCACCUCCGGUUCAGUUAACUGAAUUCCCACCGCAGAGACCGGACCUCUGUCCAGGUCACGGUAACUUCCAAGUGGGUGGUAAUGGCAGUGGUGUGGUCAACCCUCAUGGGAAACCGACUUCAUCAUCCGCGAGCUUCAGAGGAGGACUAUCAUGGCCAGAUAGAGGGUCUGUCUGCUCUGCUCGACCGUCGAUGGAGGUGGAUGCCUUCGCCAACUCCUUGAGGAAGUACCCCUGCCUCUCACCAGAGAGGUCUUCGGAAGUCAUGGAGAGACUUAUCAAUUAUCAAGGAAAGGGCUACUCAAAAACAUCAACCCGAAACCAAGCCUCCCCUACCCGCAUAGACUCCUACCCAUGCUCCUACCAUACUCUAGAAUCUAAAGGCACAUACACAAAGAGCCCCCGUCUCUAUGACCAAGAGAUCACACCACGUAGGAGAAUGGAGGAGCCGACAAGAGAGAGAAAGAGAGAAGACUCUUACGAUAUGAGAAAUAUGAGGAAUUUUGAAGUGAGAUCUGUCAGAGAUAUGACGAGGAAGGGAAGGGAUAAUCCGUACUGCAAUCCCGCUUGCCCAACUAUCAAAGAAACCCAAGACUACCAGCCUAUCCCACAAGAAUAUCAAAAUAGUUCGAAUUCAGUGAAUAUGGAAAUUCAAGCUGCAGUUAAAAUGAUAUCCAAAGAAGUAGCCACCGUACAACGAGACAGACUCAUGAGAAAAACCGUAGCCGUCCCCGAGUCCCCUACCAUGUCAGCUACAGAAGACAACGUGGAAGGUGAAUGCUACCUCGUUCGAAAACUGGACACAAGCAUGUCUAUUAAAUCUAUUCAGACUAGUUUCUUCCCAUCCGACAGUACUCUUAAGCCUAGGAAAUCAGCCCAAACCAUAGCUAGCACUUUAGACUUUCAAUCCACUCGCCAUAAAACUGUAAUCAGUAGGAAAUCUAAAUCACAAGAACAAAUUAAAAUAACUAAAGAAGAACUAAAAAGGAGUCUCCUUGAACUCAUUGAGGAGGUCUCUAAAACUAGUAAAUGUAAAAAACUUAUUCGCGAUGAACUAAUAAAAAAACUAUUUGAAUCUAACGGCCAUCAGAAAUCCAGCAAAGAUGAUAGGCGUUACAAAAAACGUGAACAAUGUCACAAGUACGCGUCAACAUUCUGUCCAACCGCUUGCGACUAUGUAGGUGAUUACCAAGAAUUGCUAGGUCAACUUAAACAUUGCUAUGGUGACACGCAACAAGUUUUAAGAACAGAAGUCACGCCCUUCAGAAUAUCUGAGUACAAACAGCUCGACUUCGUACUUAAAGAUUGGAUACACAACCUAGACAUUAAAACCGUGGACCAAGAUUACACAGAUAGAAGAGAAUUACUUAAUUCUUUAGAAGAAAGAAUCAAAGUAAUCUUCAAAAAUAGGACUAAACAAGACUUCGAUUUAAAAUCGGCAAUAGUUAAUACUAUAGAAGAAGUACCCAUUGAAGUGAAUAGCAGUUAUAACAGAUCUGAUUAUUUACACAGGCUUGUUGAUGUGUUGAUGAAAAGGAUGAAAAAUGUAAUAAUGGGUCAACAACAUGGCAGGAGUCGGAAAAAACAGUGCAAUAAAUUCAAAAAAGUUCUAACUGAAGCAGAUUUUAGAGAAUUCAUUAGAGAGCACUUGUUUGAUUUUUUUAACGAGUACGGUUUAGGAACAUGCGACCAAAUGUUAGUCAAUUUAGAAAAUGAAUUACUCGAUGUAAUAAUCGAUACAAUUGAUUGCAUCCGAUGCGGCCACAUUGAGGACGCCAGGAUUGAGAUGAAUUUAAUAUUUCAAGAAUUGGCAAACUUAACAGAGAAACAAGCAAAAUACGCUGCAAGCAUGAUGCUCAGAGAUUUACAGGAGGUGCUGAAUCAUUGUAAUUUCAACCAUACUUACAUGGUUCUCAAUAUGAAUAACAACUCUGGUCCGUCCAAUAGAAGUAAUUAUAAUGAGAGUAUUGAACGUAUUACUAGUGAUGAUUUGCGUAUGAACUUAGACCGUUAUGCGAACCAACUGUGCCAGCAAAUCAACCAAUGGUUGGAUAACUUAGACAUACCACAAAUACAAGACUCAGGCAUCAGAGAAGUGAUGGUCAAUGACUUAGCAGGAGAUAUUAUAGACAGAUUGAAGUACGUAGAACUGAAUCACACGAUCAAAAACAAAGAUGAAGAUGAAUUAGAAGCUCUCAAAUAUCAAAUAUUUAAAUGGAUUAACAAGGCAGUUGGAGACGAUAAUCAAGAAACUAUUGGAAACGCCAGACAAUUAUUAGACAAAAUCCGGAGUCUGCCUGUUCCAAUACUAAUCCACCCAAAGACCCCUCGUUUUACAAUAAUAGAAUGCCCUAAUCCAGAAUGUUAUGGUGACCCUAUGAGGCCGUGUUUAGGAGAAACUGGAGCUGGCACUUGUAGUGAGAUAAAUAGAAUACUAAGACCUCCAAAACCAGAGGAGGUCCCUCGCACUGUUGGCCCGUGCUGUGACAGGGAAACUUGUCCUGAAGUAGUUAAAAGUAAAAAUCCAGCAACAGGUCAAAGCAAACCAUACUCCACCAACGAAGAUCAUUAUCGUCGAGGUCCACAAGCAGAAACACAAUUACCAUCUCAAGGACAACCACAAACAUAUGCUAACGCUUACCAAUCACCACGAACCCAAGGUAGUGACAGAGACAGAGACAGGUAUUCUAGUGGCCCAGACAGUCAACACAGUCAAGAUCAGAAUUUUGUCACAGGCCAAAACAAACCAUAUUCCACCAACGAAGAUUAUUAUCGUCGAAGUCCAGAACCAGAAACAUCAUUACCACCUCAACGGCAACCACAAACAUUUGAUAACGGUUAUCAAUCACCACAAAUACAAGGCAGUGACAGAGACAAGUAUUCUAUUGGCCCAGACAGUCAUCACAGUCAAGAUCGGAGUUUUGGCCUGGACCAUGAGCCACCACAAGCAUUUCCUGGUGCUUACCAAUCACCACAACGUCAGGCUGGUGAUAAUGGUAAGUGUUUCACUAUACCGGAUAGUGGAAAGGGAAAGCAGUUCCCUUACAAUCAAGAUCAGAGUUUUGGCGGUGGUCAGACAUCUGGAUCUUCUAAUAGAGAAUGGGCUUCAAAUAUUAAUGAUAAAUCUGAUGCGUAUGGUCCUAUGGGGUCAAAAAGUCCCUUUACGAAUGAGCGAAAACAGCAAUCAAUGCUUGAUGCCGGAGUAGGACCCAGUGGUGUAACGACUAGUCCUCAAGGUGCACAGACAUCAGUUCCAAUGGCACCGGGAUCAGCAAGGCCAACUCCACUACCAUCAAUCAAAAAAAUAUAUGCGGACUAUGACGCUUACCUUAAAGAUUGGGUACAAAGGGUACCUAUGCCAAUGAAUACACAAUCUGAAAAACAGGCAGCAGAUAAAGCUAGAAUGGAUCUUUACAAUGGGGUAUGGAAAACAAUCACUAAAAUGAAAUUAGAUCCAAAAAUCUUCGGCAACCCACUAUACUUCAAAGAAGUGUUUAAUGACGAAAUUGAAAAAUUGAUGAAAAAUCUUCCAAAGUCAAAGCAACUAGAAAUAGAAAAGCCUCCUCUCAAAGAGGAGCUUCUUAAAAAAACUUUAGAAAUGAACGAUCUGAUUAGAUCUCUUAAUGUAUCAGGCACGUACAAGCAACAAGUCAUUGACUGCAUAGAAAAUAAUUCACCGAGGAGACCACCUCUCGGCGACGAGACAGAUCAGCAAAAUGAAGAAAUAGAGAAACAUAAUGUAGCUGAAUACUACAUACUUCACAGGAGAUACAAAGAUGAUGAUAACGUUAAAGCCAACUUCCAUAAAAAGAAUUUUCUUAAAAGUCUAGAUGACUAUCUGGAGAACAUGAAGAAAAGACAUGGUUUGAUGGGCAUGAAAACGUAUGGAUAUGCCAAUGAAAUUAUAAACUGUUUGGACAAAAUUCCUAUUCCAAAUCUUCUUGCCUUAAGAGACGAGGCAGAUGAGAUAUUACUAGGAAUGGAGGUCGAAAAUUGGAUUGCAGAUCUUCCUCAAGACUCCGACUCUACAGGGCCGUUAGAUAAGAGAAGAAUGAGAGACGCCAUAGUAAAAAAAAUUGAAGAAGUAGAAACAUAUGUUAACUGUUAUGACAAUGCUUUCGGUGAUCAGUUAAAGGCAGACGUACCAAAAUAUAUUGAAAGGAUACCAAUAAAAAAGAAUACUAAUAUCAAUUUUGUAAUUGAUGAAUUAGUAAACAGAAUUCGGAACUUAGAAAAUAUGAAAUCUCUACGACCUAGAUCCGUGUCUUUCCAGGACCCACGAGAUUAUGAAGAUUUUACCAGGGAUGUGCCACGAGCAUCCAGUUUCCACGACACACCUGGGCAGGGCAAUUCUUAUUACGUUGGUGGGUACAAUGCAGAUGACCCACGAAGUUGGGCCAGUAAUGUACCUGCGGACGAUCAAUGGCAGUCUAUGCAAGCUACCAGAGUGCCCCCGGAUCUUCGUGACUGGUCUCAAACUGCUCCAUCAGAAUCAUACGCCUACUCUCGAAAUCUUCCAAGCCAAGUUGCUGCACAACCAGGUCAACCUCGUAGUGACUAUGGAUCUCCCCGUCUUUCACCUCCAGGUCAAUUUCCACCUGGCCAAGAAUAUUACAACCCUAGUGCCCAAAGUGUCAUACCGCCGUCACAUCCCCCUAUACAUCAAGAACAAUUUGAUCCAUAUAAUCCAAGUGACGUAUGUAUGGGUCCAUGCUGCCUAAACCCAGUUUGUGUUAGCAAACUUCAAGGUUACAUGAGACCAAUGCAGUAUUCACAACCAAGCGCUUCACCGUUUAUCUCACCAGGAGGGUAUGCACCCGGAAUGCCGGGGCAAACAGGAGGGCCUCCUCCAGAUGCUGCUGUACCCGGCCAGUUACCUCCGUCUUACGGUCACGCAAAUCUCAAUCCAUACAGCUGUGAGUCUAACCAACCGGUAAUUCGAUGCCGAGGGCCAAUAGCAAGAUAUCACCCAGAACAAUAUCAACAUCCAGUUACACCGUACUCUCGAGUGAUGCCACCAACACAUCCUCCUCUUUCUCGUCCGAGUGUUCCUCAGCAGCCACCACCACAAGUUCAAGCCCAAGGACCACAACAAUUACAAGAUAUUCCAGCUCCUCAGAAUAAAAGGUAUACUCUCGGAACAUCCGUAGCUCCCCAGGAGAGACGUCCCUCAGAGCCUCAUGUUUCAAAAGGUCCUGUUCAAUCAACAUCAAUGGAAAAAGAAUCUGUAAGACCACCAAUAAGCUCUCAGGGUCGCCACUCCUUAGGACACUACGUCCAAAGUAAUCCAAAUGAUCCUAAUAAUAUAAUACCCGAUACGAGAAGAACUCCCCAAGUAUCAGCUGUAAGUCCACAGGAAAGACGUUUUUCAGAGUUUCCUAAGCUAAGUGUACCAAACAGUCAGUAUACAUCAUCAGAAGUUAAAAUGUAUUCAAAAAAGCCAGUCGAUCUUCAGGACAAACGUUACACGGAGCCACAUAUCCAAAAUAUACCCGGUAAUUAUAUUGACACACAAACUGAACCGAGUCAAAAAAGUCAUGGAACAUCAGUCAGCCCUCAGGAAAGUCGAUAUUCGAAGCCACAGACUCAAAGUAUCCCAAAUACUGAUAGGCCAUCUGAAAUUAAAAAGAUAUCCCAAGCAACGUCGAUCAGCCCUCAGGAAAGUCAAUAUUCAGAACAACUAAGUCCGAGUAUUUCGAGUAAACAGCAAAGGCCUUUCUCUGAAACUCAAAGUCGAAGUGUCACUUCUAAUUAUAAUGACUUACCACCCGAAACAAAAAAAUAUACCCAACUACCAGCUGCCAGCACUCAGGAAACACAAUACCCUGAGCGUCAGAGCCAAGUUCCAAAUGCACAACCUGAAUUAAAAAGAACUUCACAUGAACGAGUUGUUCCUCGGGAAAGAGGAACGGCAGGGCCUAAUGAGCAAACGUAUGUAAAUGAUCAAGCGGUACCCCAUAUCAGGACCAAUCGAGAUGUAUCGACACAAAUCGGCUCAAGGGAUUCUAAAGUGUCAUCUCAAAUAGUUCCCCCUGAAGAAAAAGCUUCAAGUAUCCCUAGUGAAGGAAUACCUCAAAGUCCACUUAAUUUGCCUCCAACAGACCAAAGGUACUCUGAAGUACAGAAUGUAGUUCCUGAGGAGCAAGUCUCCCAACUUAACGAACAAAAGCCCCCAUCUUUGCUUAGUUCAGCACCAGUAAGUAGAAUGACUUCAUUGGAUCAAGGAUCCCAGCUACCAUAUAACCAAGGUGACUCAAUACGACUUCCUAGUUAUAAAACAGGAGGACAAGAUUUUCAGGCUGAAUCAAUUCCACCCAUUUAUGAAGAACCUAAAUCACACGAUCAAACUUUCCCAGGCGCUCCAAUGCAAGAUCCUUACAAUAAUUACCAAUAUGUUAGUUCUCAGGAACCUGAAGGUCAAUUGACGUAUCAAGAACCACGUGUAACAACAAUGGGAGAUACCGAAGUUUCUUACGAACAACCUAUUAUAAUUAUUCCAGGAAGUCCAACCCACAUUAUUCCAUAUGACCAAAUGCAACCAAAGGGCUAUUCAACUCCUAACAGUCACGUUGUCACUUAUGAACCUGCUUAUCAAAUGGACUCCGGUAGUCCACAUCACACUGGUGGGUUAAAUAACCCACCUCAAUCUAGCGAAAUUAUUCCUUACGUCCGAGUUAUUGAAAGUGAUCAAACUAGUCAACCAAUUCGGUAUGACCAAAUUUCGUUCAAUGAUAGAGUAAAGCCCCAAAGUGACUUUGUUCCGUAUAGCCAGGCUAUAGAAAUAGAAGCACGGAGUCCAAAUCAAGUAGAACAGUAUCCUCCCAAUAUGGCGUAUGAGUAUAUUCCUGAUUCAAUCUCAAUUGAGAAAACUCGUUUCAGUCCCGCGCCGGUAUCAGCCGCGAGUCAAGUGCCGGAGCAAAUUCUAGAAGUAUAUGCACCGGAAUUUGAUGCUGAGCCAGGCCCGAGUGCUACCGAGUCUGAGGAGCAGCCAAGUUUUCACAAGUCCACAGACAGUACAGGUAUACGGAAAACAAUAGAUUAUCGGAAGCCACCGGGAAUGAUUUGUGAUUGUGACAGUAGCCUUGUGCAACCUCAACAAUGUAUAUGCACAGAUAUGUCUCAGCAACAGCAGGAUGGCCCUUCGUUUUAUGUAUGUGCAAGUGGUCCUGAAGGUCAAAUGUGCUACGGGCCUGCAUGCGGUCCCGGUUGUCCUCAGCAGCCAUGCCCAAAUGCUUCACAGCAUCAGACAUGCCAAACUGGUGCUGCUUAUCAUAUCUGCACAGGUACUUCUAUAGAGCAAAUGUGUCGAAGUGGUGGUCUGCGCAGACUGCUCACACAACCUAAGAAGUCUCUUAAAAAAAUGCGUGGCACGCGACAUACUGUCGAUGCGGUGCCUUUCAACCGAGUGAUGGAUUUGGAUGAUACGGAUACAAGCAUGGAUAGGUGUAAGUGUAUUAAUCGGGGAAAAAAGUGCAGAGCGCGCAAGCAGAACCAGGAUCCCCAAGGCGGCUGUCGACCUUGUACACCGACGAUGCGGUAUCCACCGCGACGCAAUUGAUCCAUAUAUUAGUAAUUUCAUUCUUCAUUCCAUGUUUAGUAUACUUGUCAUUUUCAUUUAGACCUUAUUUUGAAGACUGACUUAGUUUAAAUUUCGUUUGUUAUUUCUAUAUUUAGCUAAUAAAAUAAACUCAUGGUUUUAUUAUCAACCAAUUGGGUACCUAAUAUUAUGGUGUAACUAGGUUUUAUACAAUUCUUUGGAUUUUAUUAAUGGAAAUAAAUAAAUUAUACAUCAGCCAAUAUUGUGAAUUGUUA
Messenger RNA from Spodoptera litura, 8322 nucleotides. RefSeq lists its product as uncharacterized. The record is from RefSeq and is a predicted model, not a curated record. NCBI's taxonomy places the organism in Eukaryota, Metazoa, Arthropoda, Insecta, Lepidoptera, Noctuidae.